CCUCCAUCAUCCCCUCCUACCAUCAUCAUCAUCACCUUAUCAUCUAUCUCCCCAACACAACACAACCCAAAACAAACAAACAAACACAAAGUAUCAAAGAAAAAUAAAGAAAAAUAAAGAAAAAUAUGUCCUUCUCCAACCUCAUCUCCUCCGCCCUCGAACAAGCCACCUCCGGCUCCCACUCCUCUUCCUCCGGAGGAUACUCCGGAGGUGGUGGUGGUGGCUACGGCAAUUCUGGAUCCUACGACGACGAAUUCUCCUCCGCCCAACACCACGCACAAUCCCACGAAUCCUCCUCCGACAGUUCUCUCUUCUCCUCCGCCCUGGGCUUCCUCUCCGACCGCAAGAGCCAGUACUCCGAGCAACCGGACAUCGACGAGGAGCAUCUCGUGCAGUCGCACCAGCGGCUGUAUAACGGUGGCGGAGAGCAGCAGCAACAUGAUAGCAGCAGCUUGGGUGCCGGCGCUGCGAUGCAGGCGCUAAAGAUGUUUACCUCUGGUGGUGGUAGCGGUGGUAGCAGCGGUGGGGAUAAGAAUGAGUUUAUUGGCAUGGCGAUGGCGCAGGCGAGUAAGCUUUGGGAGGAGAAGGCUGGGUCUGGCAGUGUUUCUGGUGAUAAGCAGUCGGCUGUUAACUCGGCGGCUGAGAUGGCGUUUAAGAUGUAUAUGAAGAGUCAGGGCAGUGGGUCGAGUGGUACGGGUGGUCCGGGGGCGUUGAUGAGUUUGGCGAGUAAGUUCUUGUAAGUAAAUAUUAUAAGGUUGUUGGUUGGGUAUUAUGAGGACGGGUUUGUGAUAUUGUGAGGAUGUUGGUUGCAUUGAUGACAGGGAGGGUAUAUCUACUGGUCCAGCUGUAGCAGUGCUAUACAUGUCUAUUUUAUCUACCGGGUAUGCUUCUAGCUCAUUCUCGACAGUGUAGUAUGUAGUCUACCACUCAUCGUCUU
Molecule: messenger RNA, 937 nt
Organism: Aspergillus piperis CBS 112811
Lineage: Eukaryota; Fungi; Ascomycota; Eurotiomycetes; Eurotiales; Aspergillaceae
Exons: 2
Coding region: 126-740 (204 amino acids)
Source: RefSeq, a predicted model, not a curated record